GUAGCUAUGACAGCGAAGGUCGUCUGACAAAUGUUACAUUUCCAACUGGAGUGGUCACAAGCCUGCACGGGGACAUGGACAAGGCCAUCACGGUGGACAUUGAGUCAUCCAGCCGUGAAGAGGAUGUCAGCAUCACUUCAAAUCUGUCCUCGAUCGACUCUUUCUACACCAUGGUUCAAGAUCAGUUAAGAAACAGCUAUCAGAUCGGUUAUGAUGGCUCCCUUAGAAUCAUCUACGCCAGUGGCCUUGACUCACACUACCAGACAGAGCCCCACGUUCUGGCCGGCACGGCUAAUCCGACAGUUGCCAAAAGAAACAUGAGUCUUCCUGGUGAAAACGGUCAAAAUUUGGUCGAGUGGAGGUUCCGGAAAGAGCAAGCCCAAGGAAAAGUCAACGUCUUUGGUCGGAAGCUUCGGGUAAGCCAGUGUCAGAGAGUAGGUGAUGGCCGUCCAGCCGUCCGUGUCCCCGAGGGGGGGCCUAGCGCUCAUCCCCUCCUCAUCCUCAUCUGCCCAGAACCAAAUGCAGGGCGGCGCCUUCCCUGCCAGCACGAGGUAUAGGCAGCUGUCAGGCCGUUAGGUCAUUCGUAAUAAAAGCCAACUGUUGGAGAAAA
Molecule: messenger RNA, 610 nt
Organism: Leptonychotes weddellii (Weddell seal)
Lineage: Eukaryota; Metazoa; Chordata; Mammalia; Carnivora; Phocidae
Source: RefSeq, a predicted model, not a curated record